AUGGCGCUUUGCGAAACGUAAAGUAUCGACUGACAAAUCAGAAGAGAAAUUCACAGUUUAAUACAAAUCAUUUUCAACAAAAUAACAAACGGCUGUUUUCAAUUACUCCGGUUCUCCAAGCAAUGACUCCCUGUCAACCUUAUUUCGACCACCUUGUGAAUUUGUUGAUAACCAACGAUGCACUCAAGGAAACUGCCCUUGUUCUGGAUAACCCCGAGGAUGCAAGUAUUUUCACGAGAUUGACAAAAUGGUUUCUCGAUCCGCUCUGGGCGAUGAGUUCCAGGCUCUGGGCCAUUAUCCGAGAUAACCUCAUUGUUCAAAAGACCACAACUGCAGUUACGACAGUGAGGGACAAGUACCCUGGUUUAUGCAGGAUCAUGUCUUCAUUUGGCGCUAUGCUUGGUGCUUGUGUGGCACCUGCAUUACUCCCUGUGGUCAUCGGAGGAGCGGCAGGAAUGACUCUUCAGUGGGUUAUAUCAUCUGCACCCAGGCUUAUCAGGAAACUGCCGAUUGGUAUCCUUGCGAGAGUGACUUGGCCAAUUGCUGGUGCUAUUUUCGGGUUCUGGCUUUUUGGUGUUUUGGGAGCAAUACCAGGGUGUGUAUUGUUCUGCUUGAAGGGGGACAGGUACAAGACUAUGAUUGGCACCCUGAUUGGUUUGACGGAGGAAGAAAGGACCACUUUAGUCAUGCAGAUUCAAGGCGUGGUUGGCUCUCAGCAGAGAGAGGAUAUCACAAGCUUUAUCUCAUCCCAGUCAAACAGGAAAGAAUUAAUACGUACUCUGUAUGAAUACUCUGAACACCCACAUAGACAGGGCUGGUGAACUUACACACCUAGACAAAAUACCGAAUACAAUGUAUUUCCAUAUAAUCUUCUUCUUUUAAACGUAUCCUGUGUGAAUUUACGGAUGAAACAUUAAUUUCAUUAUCAGUGUUCACUGCGUGACACACUCAUAUUGAAAUCGAGUAUCCAAUAAGAUGUGUAAGUAUUCCGUGACAUUAGUUAUGUACAUACCCUUUCAAUGGCCACCUCUGAGUCUUAUAUGGUGUGAACAAGUACCAGAGUCCUUAUAUAACAUUAUACAGCGUUCGCAAAUUACGUAUCGGUGGUAUCUUAUACAUUAAAAUGAGGUAAAUUUCAAAUGUAAAUGUUUACAAAAGUCACAUGGAAGUUCAGAAUGUAUGGAAAUAAAGGUGUGUUUAUAGGUUUCCAUACAGUGCAAUAUCGACAGGUCAAUUCAAGUGAAAUGAGAUUUAACGUCACAUUCAAGAUUAUUUCACUUUCAUUUCUAUGCGCGUUUGGUUGCUUGUAGAGACCAUGCCGCAGUUUAACUUGGAUGCGCAACUCAGAAACAUUAUACUGACAAGUAUACUUGUUAUUCAUGUUCUUUACACACUAGAAAGUGGAAUAAAACAAGAAAUGAGUAUCAGUAAAAGUCCCAUAUAAGUGGAAGCAAAUUAAUUUUUACGAGCAACCUGGACUCAUCAUGGUCCACAGAUGAAGGCGAAAUGAGGCAUCCCUUUGGCGCUGGAUGAUAAAAGGGGCGGUUCAUUCAGCUAUUGUUUUCAUACGCCGUUGCGUCCGUGAGUUACAGAUGAAACUUUUGUUAAAGUCUACUUCAUCAAAAGUUGUUAUGUUAAAUAUAAAACUACCGUCGGUUUUGGUUGGGAUUGCAGGCCCUUAGGAAUUGGAAUUACUGCAGAUAAGCACUUUGUAAACAGCAAGGCCUGUAAACUGUCCUCUAUAAAAAGAUCCAGGGGAGGGGAACACACACACACACACACACACACACACACACACACACACACACACAAACACACACAC
Molecule: messenger RNA, 1822 nt
Organism: Haliotis rufescens (red abalone)
Lineage: Eukaryota; Metazoa; Mollusca; Gastropoda; Lepetellida; Haliotidae
Exons: 9
Coding region: 123-821 (232 amino acids)
Source: RefSeq, a predicted model, not a curated record